AUGGCAAUUACCACCAAAUACACGCUUGGACCGUGUCAAAACCAGACCACAAUACAGAGCUUGGACUUUUUGACUUUGAUCGGCCAUCAGGAAAAUUUACUCGGAGUUAUGAUUGUUGUUGUGCAUAAUUACAUGAUGAAACCCAGAAGAGAAUUUCAGAAAAUGUUCACUUACGGGCUGAUGAAUCGAGCCAAAUCAUUUCUCUUGUCUACCGUCACAUUGGCGGCCUUAAUCUUAAUAGUCAUCUUCGAAGAUAGUGUCAUUUCUGAUGCUUCUCUGCAGUCCUCUGGAGGAAUUCCAGAGAGGCUACAGAGCAAAGUUGGAGAAUCCAAGUCGAUUCCAUUGCUUUCUGUGCGAGAAGUGACUGAAAAAGCGGAUAUGAGUAACAAUCGGAGGCCUCUAAAUUCUCCAUUUAGUCUCAGGGAAGAAGGAAGAACGGGAUGGCUAAAAAAUACACCACCCGAGUUUGAGAUUUUCAAGUCAGACAGAUUGACAAAGAGAUUUCACAGCCGGGUUCUUGAUUUUUUCAAUCAUGAUUGUGAGGUUCAGGCUUUCAUGACAUGGAUUUCUCCAGCAAGGUCUUUUGGAAGAAGAGAAUUAUUGUCUGUGGAAUCGUUUUUCAAAGUUAAUCCUCGUGGAUGCUUGAUGAUUCUAUCAAAAACUCUUGAUUCUACAAAUGGGUACACAAUCCUCAAACCGAUACUCGACCGAAAGUUCAGAGUCAUUGCAGUGACUCCAGACUUGUCAUUUCUCUUCAGGAAUACGCCAGCUGAAGCCUGGUCCAAAGAAAUGAUGAGUGGAAAAAAGGAUCCUGGUGAGAUUCCUCUAGCUCAAAAUCUAUCUAAUUUAAUCAGGCUUGCAGUUUUAUACAAGUAUGGAGGUGUGUACACUGAUACAGAUUUCAUCUUUCUAAAAAGUUUCAAAUGGUUGAAAAAUUCUAUUGGAGCGCAAAGCAUGGAUAUGGAGUCAGGGAACUGGACUAGACUGAAUAAUGCUGUUCUGAUAUUUGACAGGAACCAUCCUCUUCUUUUCAGAUUCAUGGAGGAAUUUGCAGCAACAUUUGAUGGAAAUAGAUGGGGGCAUAAUGGUCCCUACCUUGUUUCCAGAGUAGUUCAAAGAUUUGAAAGAAAGCCCAGUUUUAACUUCACAAUCUUGCCGCCAAUGGCAUUCUAUCCUGUUGAUUGGAACAGAAUUGCUGGGCUUUUCAAGAUGCCAGAAAACCCGGCAAGUUCAAAAUGGGUGAAAGCGAAGAUGCUUCAGCUAAGUGGACAGACUUACGGGGUACACUUAUGGAACAAAGAAAGUAAACGAAUCAAAAUCGAAGAAGGAAGCGUCAUCGGAAGAUUAAUUUCCGAUCAUUGCAUCUUUUGUGAAGACAUUUACAGUUCUUAAUUCGAUUGAAUAGAUAAUCAUGUAGCAAAAUUACGGACUUGGAGUUUGAUUUCUAGAGUUUUGUAAUUAAUGUACAGAUCAAAGAAUUGAGAAGAAAUACAUUCUACUACAUCUUUCUUCCGAAAAUCAUAAUCCUAAGCCGUCUUAAUCUCAGCCUAAACCUGAAGCCUCUGCAUAUCCAUAGACCAAAACCUGGCAAUCUCCUAUAUGAUUGUUUCCUUCUCAAUUUGCGGUUGAUCAUUUUUGGCUUCAUAU
Molecule: messenger RNA, 1647 nt
Organism: Mangifera indica (mango)
Lineage: Eukaryota; Viridiplantae; Streptophyta; Magnoliopsida; Sapindales; Anacardiaceae
Product: lactosylceramide 4-alpha-galactosyltransferase-like
Exons: 1
Coding region: 1-1392 (463 amino acids)
Source: RefSeq, a predicted model, not a curated record